UUGAAGCUUAAAAAUUCUAUUCCAGAAGCGUACCGUGCUUUGGAACUCUUGGAAGAGUAUCAUGCACUCCUUAAUCGUCCUGGAGAUGACGAACUCAGAGUGGCAAUCGAACGUGUCAUUACAACCUUCAAAAAUAGCUUGUUCCAAGCUCUUCUAGAUCUUCAAGAGUUCUACGAAGAAACAUUGCUCAACGAACGUAAAACGGUUUUUCAAAAAAUAGCGGAAUCGCGAGAAAUAGCAAAACGUCUGGAUUCCAACCCACCGUUUGAACAUACGUACAUACACACGCAAACAGCACCUUUGGCAACUGCUGAGGUUUCGAUACUUUCAAUCAAUUCUAAUGGUGUUGGAAGUCUUGGAAAUUCUUCGUUCUCUUCGAGUCACGUCGUUCAUGAGAGGUUUCGUCAGCUAACAAAUGAUGGUAGCUGGCACACUACUGAAACAACAACACGUAGCACUGAUGGGCCAGGUGGAGUAAAUGGAAUGACUGAUAGUUUGGGUCGUGCUUGGGAAAUUGAAGACGUUGUGUUAGAGAAAGGCACAACUGGAUUAGGUUUCUCAAUAACCGGAGGAGUUGAUCAGCCAUCGGACGACGGUGAUACUUCAAUUUAUGUAACCAAUAUUAUCAUGGGCGGUGCCGCAGCAGCGGAUGGUCGCAUGAGGAAAUUCGACAAAAUUCUGAAAGUUAACAACACGGACUGUGUUAAUGUUCCACAUGAAGUUGCGGUUAAUGCAUUGAAAACAGCAGGAAAUGUUAGGAUUCGAAGGGUAAGUACCCUGUAUUUGUAUUAUUUUUGUUUUUUGUCUUUUGUAUUUUGUGUUUAUUUGUAUACAAAUGUAUUUUGUCAUUGGGAACCUCUACGAUAUCGCCGCAAUCGGUUAUGGUAUUUUAGGACUGGCCACUCUCCAAAUGUACCCACCUAUUCACCACCUCCUCCACCAGCUCAUGGUGGCUCACAGACACAUCUUGGUCAAACCCUACCUCAUGCUGGAUUAAGCUCACGAGCUAGAAUGGCUCACACUAUCGAUCUAUACAAGGGACAACGUGGGCUCGGAUUUUCGAUUGCUGGUGGAGUAGGAAAUGAACAUCUUCCUGGAGAUACCGAUAUUUAUGUUACAAAAAUCAUAGAGGGUGGUGCGGCAUAUCAUGAUGGUCGUCUCGGAGUGGGCGAUCGAAUCCUCGCCGUGGACGAUAUUUUGCUGGAAAAUGUCACCCAUGAAUAUGCUGUAAACGUGCUGAAGCAAACUGGUACGAAAGUGACGUUAUUGGUGCUAAAAGGAGAUCCUAACGUUAACGUUGGGACUAUUGACGACGCUGGAAGCCGCCAAUUCGUAGCGAGUACUCCUCAGUAUCCACAAACGACCUCAAUGCAAGACUUCAAUCGUUCUUUCGAUUCACAAACAGCGUUGACCUAUGGAGGACCACAAGCACCAAUUGGUUCAGGCAUAACUCCCCAUAUUCCCAUAACAAUGGAUCCAAGACCUGUGCCUCUGUAUAGAGGAAACCAGGGUCUUGGCUUCAAUAUCGUUGGUGGCGAGGACAAUGAACCAAUCUAUAUUAGCUAUGUCUUGCCAGGUGGCGUCGCUGAUCUCAGUGGAAACGUUAGAAAAGGUGAUGUGCUUCUUGAGGUAAAUGGUCGUUCACUACGUAAUGCGACACAUUCCCAAGCUGCUGAAGCACUCAAGAAUGCACAGAAUCCCGUGACACUUACGUUACAAUACAGGCCACAUGAUUAUCAGCAAUUUGAGGCAAAAAUUGAACGGUUACGAAAUGAUAUGAUACAGCAAAAUACAUCGGGCGGAACGCUUCCUCGUAAAGAAUUAUAUGUCAGAUCCUUGUUUGAUUACGACCACACUCGUGAAGUCGGCGUUCCUCAUCGUUCCAUAUCGUUUCAAUAUGGGGACAUAUUGCACAUCAUGAACACAUCGGACGAUGAUUGGUGGACUGCUAAAAAGGUUCUGGACAACGGAGAAGAGACACCAGAGGGAGUGAUUCCAUCGAAGAAAAGAAUUGAAAAACGGGAAAGAGCACGACGAAAGCAGGUGAAUUUCAACGCUGGUUCCAUGUCACUGGGUCGUAGUGCCGGUGGUGGUGGUGGAAUGGAAGGCAGACGAGGAAGUAAAAGCCAGCUUUCGUUUUCGAGGAAGUUCCCAUUUGUAAAAAGUACAGAUCGUCUGAAUGAAUUCACCGAUCAAGAACGUUGGUUUUAUCUUAUCUCCCUCUUAUUUACUUUUCCUAUUUUUCAGCUAUUUUUUAUAAUUGUAUCGAUAGUUUCUGUUAUUUGCAUUGAGCAUUUAAGAAACUAG
Molecule: messenger RNA, 2307 nt
Organism: Angiostrongylus costaricensis
Lineage: Eukaryota; Metazoa; Nematoda; Chromadorea; Rhabditida; Metastrongylidae
Source: the annotation of a GenBank genome assembly